AUGAAACUUAGUGGUAUCGGAACUUACAGUGGCAAAGGCGUUCUAAAGCACGGUUGUAUGCCGGCAGAGCAUGCUAUCGUAUAUCUGUCGGGUACUGAUCCUGCGUCAUGCUAUCUGCCUGGUGAGUACGGAUCUGGCAUGACUAAGAUGCCCAUCGAGAUCGUACCCGUAGAUUCUAGUAUAACGCUUAGGCGCGAAUCCCGUGUACGGUUUGGCAAAACUUAUCCCAUUGAGAUGAACGUCAAAGUCAAGGAUAUUGGCCGAGUAGAGGCUUCUCAGCUCGGAAGACUUUUGCGGUACUGGGAGAGUGAGGAAGGCCUGUUCCACGUCGACAGCGAAAAUUUCGCGGAUGAGCCGAGACAUGGUGUACUUGAGUCGAAGUCAACACCAGAUCCUGACUCCGAUGGUGAAGACGUGGUUCUCCUCAAAAUGGAUGCUCGGUACGAUCUGUCAGCGGAUCACAUGCAUAGUCGUUUGGCUGGCAAUUUAUCCUCAGAGUAUCAGGUUAUCCAAAACCCAAGAGGUUUUUUCAAGAAAGGCAUCGUAUUCAUGGUACCCUGGCCCGAGCCUGGCGGCGACUACGUCAAAGAUCGAGUAGGUCCGCCCGUCGUUGUAAAGAUCAGAAGAUUCGUCGUGAUCAGGCCUAAGAACACAUUCUGUCUAUGCCUGCCAAUCCAAACCUACGGUGGUCAAGCAACUACUAAACCUGGGGUCGUCCCACAAGAUCAUGCUGCGAUUGUAGCCGAAAACGAUGAGGUCAGGUAUCUGCCAAAUGAAGUGGAACUUACCAAGAUGCCUUUGCAAAUCAGGGUCGAGAACGCAUCUACAGGACCAAUCGACCCGGCAUCGCGCAUCAACUUCGCCAAGGUCUACACUGUGGAAUACAACGUGAAAGUAUGGAAGGUUGGCAGAAUCAUCGCAGACUCAGUUUGGCGUCUGGAACAGUACUUUACGGAAUGCUCAAAAAUUGGGACCAGUUGA
This is a messenger RNA of Alternaria arborescens, 981 nucleotides long. RefSeq lists its product as hypothetical. The coding region runs from base 1 to 981 and encodes 326 amino acids. The record is from RefSeq and is a predicted model, not a curated record. The transcript is spliced from 2 exons. Lineage: Eukaryota; Fungi; Ascomycota; Dothideomycetes; Pleosporales; Pleosporaceae.